AUAGACAGUCUCCUGCGAGACGUUUCUGUGACCGAGCGUUGGCUGAGAGUCAGUCUCUUUGAUCCUUGGAGCUCUGUUUUUAGGGAUAAGAAAGCAUGGAGCGUGUUGGCCUCUGACUGCGGUCUUGGCAUCAUGGGUUGCUUUUUGGGCUGGUGUGGCCAGGAAUUUGGGUCAAAAAGCAUGGUUCUUCUAUACCUUCUGCUAUAUCUAUGGGUUAACAAUUGGUUGGUUGCCAUCACCUAUAUCCAACAUAACCAUCCCCAAGUGCCUCACUAUACCGAUGAGGGGUGGAACUUCACCAAAGGGGCUCUAUCAACAAUCGACAGAGACUUCGGCUUUGUUGGGAGGCACUUCUUUCAUCUAAUCAUAGACAGACAUGUGGUCCAUCACCUAUUUCCGACUGAUGCAGCCACAACUGCUAUCAAGCCACUAUUGGGGGGCUUAUACCAUUACGAAGGCAGGAGUUUUCUGGGUCAGCUAUGGUAUCAGUCUUGCACACUGAAGUAUAUAGAAAACGACCUCAAUCGUCCCAGCUAUACCCGAUGGACGUUGUAA
This is a messenger RNA of Colletotrichum costaricense, 555 nucleotides long. Its product is annotated as fatty acid desaturase. The transcript is spliced from 3 exons. The annotation marks the transcript as partial. Gene Ontology annotation, molecular function: oxidoreductase activity. The record is from RefSeq and is a predicted model, not a curated record. Lineage: Eukaryota; Fungi; Ascomycota; Sordariomycetes; Glomerellales; Glomerellaceae. Gene Ontology annotation, biological process: unsaturated fatty acid biosynthetic process.